AUGACCAAACCCAACCCCAACGACGGUCUUGCCGUUCGUAAGACUCAAGCUACCAUGUCGACUCGUAAGCGUCGGCUUCCCACCUCCGAGCUCGAGGCCACGGUGCCAGCCAGCCAGAAGCCCAAGGUCAAGAGGCGCCAGAGGGACUUGCUGGAAGAGGAACGUGGGGAAGACUUCGACAAGCCUCUGUCUUGCUUCUCCACCGACGACAUCGCGUACAUCCGCAAUCUGGGCUUUCGUGUGCCAACGCGCAAAGUCAACAUCUACUCGGAGCCCAAACACUAUUACAUCAGCGUGUUCAGCUACUUCCUGCCACCCAUUCUCAUCAACGCCAAUAUCGAGGAUGAACAUACCUACGAAUCAUGGUGUAAGCUUUUCAACUUGGCCGGCGGACCCGACAAUUCCAAGUACGGCGCUACGAUCUUCAAAAACUUUGACUACGAUCAGGAGAAGGCCGACACUCUCCUCAGAGGUGCGCAACUGUUGCAAUGGUUCCACGACUCCCCUCACGAGAAGUGCGGAUUUGACAUCAUCAUGCCUGAGAUCCACCCUCUGCAUGGAAAGGUCGACGGCGUACCUGUCGACGUCCCCAAAUUCGAGGAUGCCAGGACCACCCUUGAUCUCUUUCAACUGAAGGCUAAGUACAAGAAGUUCAUCUCCAACAUGAAGAUCAAAGACGGGGAAGUCACAACCUCAGACCUCGAACUCAUGCUCCAGAGCCCCAACCUCGACGUCGGCCAGCGUAAUCUGUUCUCAGCCAUCACUCAGGUCGCCUUCGAAGCCAGGGACUUCAACGCCUUCACGGAGUUCCUGAUAAAGUCACACGCCAUCAAUGCUGGAGCUCGCGACGCCAAGGUCAAGGAGUUACCCAAGGUCAAGAAGGGAGCUAUCAGAGAGCCGGGCGAUGGAGGAACCGAGGGCGAGGUCGGCAAGGUCCAUGCUUUAUUCAAGCAAGUCGUCGGACACAAGACUAACAACGAGGACGUCGAGAUCGAGGAACAGAACCUCGAUUCCACCAUUGCCGAAACCUGGGUCCGAGAGCAUAGGUCAUUGAACAAGGUCGGAGGAUAA
Aureobasidium subglaciale EXF-2481 is the source of this 1071-nucleotide messenger RNA. RefSeq lists its product as uncharacterized. NCBI's taxonomy places the organism in Eukaryota, Fungi, Ascomycota, Dothideomycetes, Dothideales, Saccotheciaceae. The transcript is spliced from 2 exons. The record is from RefSeq and is a predicted model, not a curated record. The coding region runs from base 1 to 1071 and encodes 356 amino acids.